Messenger RNA from Cariama cristata (Red-legged seriema), 986 nucleotides. RefSeq names its product mediator complex subunit 22 (gene MED22). The transcript is spliced from 3 exons. Gene Ontology annotation, cellular component: mediator complex. Gene Ontology annotation, biological process: regulation of transcription by RNA polymerase II. Gene Ontology annotation, molecular function: transcription coregulator activity. The record is from RefSeq and is a predicted model, not a curated record. Bases 54 to 485 code for a protein of 143 amino acids. Lineage: Eukaryota; Metazoa; Chordata; Aves; Cariamiformes; Cariamidae.
AGGAUGAAACUCAAGUCUCUCGAGCAACCCAGGGUGAACAAGAUAACUAUGAGAUGCAUGUCAGAGCUGCAAACAUUGUCCGAGCUGGUGAGUCCCUGAUGAAACUUGUGUCUGACCUGAAGCAGUUCUUGAUCCUCAAUGAUUUCCCCUCUGUGAAUGAAGCUAUCAACCAGCGCAACCAGCAGCUGAGAAGCUUGCAGGAGGAGUGUGACAAGAAGUUGAUUGCACUACGGGAUGAGAUCUCCAUUGACCUGUACGAGCUAGAAGAAGAAUAUUACUCUUCCAGCUACAGUCUGUGUGACAGCAAUGAUCUUCCACUGUGUGAAGCCUACUGGAGACAAGACUUUGCUACGCUGUCCCCCGAAAGCCUCUCCAUGCCUCUGACAGCCGCCACAGCAGAGCAGACCAUUGCUACCUCCCAGAGCUCAACCCCAUCGCACCCUCACGUGAACGGGCACGGGGCAGGCCCCACAGAGCACUCCUGAAGAGGAUCCUCUGCUGCUGAACGUGUUCCUCCUGGCAGCAUUGCGCUGCUGGAAGUCUUCCACCUGCUGUACUGAGCAAGCGUCUGCCACUGUCAGGAGAAGGCACUGGAGCUGUGUUUGCAGGUUUCUGCUCACUGAGUAGCCAUGGUGCUUUCUCCACCCCUGGGACACUGCCAUGAGCAUUCCUCUCACUUAAGAGAACAUGAUAAGUAAAUACAGUUGAUUGUUCUAACAAAUUAGAAUUAGGUUUGCUUUUACAUGACAGUUACAUGUAGAGUUAAUUAGAAAUCCAGUUUGUUUCCAUGUGAAUCUCAGUAAGUACACGCUGGAGUGUUGGGAGUUGAAUUUGUUUCGGAUAAACUUGAGCCAAAUGUGGGGGCAGUGAGUGUUUUGGGGUUUUUUGCCCUGCUUCGCAAGGUUAUCAACAUUCUGGCUGCUUUAAAGCUCUCUCAGGAUGGCAUCUGACAACCUCCAUUCUACUUUAAACUAGAGUAAGAAUCU